ACCCCGUGCAAAUCAGAGGAGCGUUACUUAAGAGAGAGAAAACCGAGGAGCGUUACAUUGAUUCAAGCAUUCCUCAUUUCCUCCGCGUAUUCCUCCCGUUUUCUCUCUCCUUCGAUCUUCUUCAUCUUCCUCAAAUCCUCUCCUUCCUCAAUCCUCUCCUCGAUCUUCUUCAUCUUCUGCAACAUGGGUUUUAGAGUUUCUAGGAAAUUUUUUCAUUGGAGGAGAGAGAUUCAAAUAAGAAACUUUCGUGAUAAAUAAUCAAAUUUAGGGGUUUAGGGAAGGGGAUUCGAUUAUAGAUAAGAACAAAUUGAAGGUCGAUAAUGGAGGAGAGAGAAAACGAUGGCGGGUGAUGGCUCCUUGAAGGCGGCGGCGAUGGCGGCUCACCUUCGAUUUCAUCCUUUCAGAUGAUCCUGGUUCCUCACAGCUUUCGCCAAAGCGGCAAAAAGCUUCCAAACUGGGAUGGUUUCUUAGUGCAUACUUCCUUGGAGGAUAUAGUGCUAAAUUUUGGUGCAGGAUGGCUUCUUAGUGCAUACUGCUAAAUUUUGGGCCUUGGGUAUACCGGUAAGUCCGUUUUUUACCUAUGUGAUUUUGUUAGAAUAUUUGUGAUGAGUUUUGAACCUAUUUGUUCUGAUAUAGCAUUGUUGGUGUAGGUGUUAGGUGUUGGUGUUAGGUGGCCAUAUUUGUUCUAACUCAUUUAGAUUUUUUCCUUGAAAUUUUGAAUUGCUCAUGGAUUGAAAGUUUUAUCGUUUCUGCAAAUUCUUGAAGUUAAUCUUUUCUAAAAUCUAUUUUUUGUAAAAUUAAUCAGAUGUAUUUAGUAAAAGUUGAAUUUUUAUCUCAAAUUUAAAUGUUUCGGUGAUUGCAUUUAAUCAUUGUCUUUAAUUUUUCUUUCAAAUUAUUCAUUUUUCUAUAUUUUUCCAUUUUUGUUUACUUGGCCGAAGAGGAAAUACUUAGAUAAGCUUUUGUUGUACCUCAUUCAUUUUCUAUAAAAUUACUCCGUAUUUGUGAAAUUGAAUUUCAAAUUUGCAUACUUGGUUCAGAAUUGUUAAUUAGGUUUUACAAUUUCACUGUUCAAUUCCUUAAUCAGUUAUUAGAGUCUGAUUAUUGAAAGUUUGAAAUAUGUUUAAUAAACUUUGUUUGAUGAAAUUGAAUUACUGAUCUUUGAAAUAUGUUUAAUAAACUUUGUUUGAUGAAAUUGAAUUACUGAUCCUCUAUUGUAACAAAAUCACAUAGCAAAGAUAUACAUCCUCUAUUUGUUGGAAGGUAAAAGCGUUUUUACAAGUCACACAUUGUGUUGCUCCUUUUUUCAUAAAGUACUUAGCUGCCUGACUAACUAUUUUUAGAAACUUUGGUAAUUGUGUAACCUGCAUGGAGUGUGAUUUUGUAGUAUCUGCGAUUCUAUGGAGACAAUGAUUUUCCUUCUCUUUUCUGAAGUGGUUUGCUGUCACAUAACUUUUUUGUCUUAUUAUUUCAGCGUAGGAUUAAUUGUUCUUGGUGCAUUCAUUGCUGGUGCCCGAGAUCUGUCUUUUGAUGCUUACGGUUAUGGAAUUGUAUUUCUGGCCAAUAUUACUACGGCUAUAUGCCUUGCAACUAUUGCUCGAAUUGGUGAUACAUCAUUGUUCUCAUUCAUUUGCCUUAUAUUCUAUAUGAUUUCUUAUAUUAAUGCUUAUAUAACCAUUUUUCUCCCAGGAAAGUUCAGUGGCCUUAAUAGUUUUGAACUUAUGUGGUGUAAUGGUAUUCUUUGUGGACCAAUAUUGCUGUUUUGGACUUAUGUGAGAGGUGACAUGGAUCUCACCUUCAACUUUCCGUACUUGCUAUCACCUGGUUUUCUGUUUGUAGCUCACAUGCCCUGGCGUCAAAUGACAUACAAGUUUUUGAAAACCAUUAUUGACGAUCUCUUUGCCUUUGUAAUCAACAUGCCCACACUUCACCGGCUUUUAGUUUUCCGUGAUGAGUGUUCAUCUUAAAGCCGCGUAAUUAUUGCUGCGUGUGACUCUUCUGUGUUACAACUUCAAUUUUGCCGUGUGUAUUGAUUUAUUUUCCGGUGGAUUAGGUUGAUUUCAGAUCUGUAAGCUGUUGUAAUUAGGGUUUUCCAUUGUUGGAUAUGCAUAUCGAGGAUUUUGAAGCAGAAGAGGUGUUGGCAGGUGCAAUGUUUCCGUUAGUGUUCAAAUGGUUCGUUCACAAUUGUUGGACAUUUCACACCUGUUAAACAUUUUCCAUUUUUGAAUUCGAUUUGUUGGAACAAUUGCGAACAUUUUCCACUUUCAGUGAUGUAGUUUUGAUUUUUCGUUGUGAUAUAUUAGUUGUAAAAACUCAAUUUUAAGUUUUUUUUAAUAAUUUUGCACACAUCGUGGCGGGUUGAA
This is a messenger RNA of Spinacia oleracea (spinach), 2360 nucleotides long. RefSeq names its product UDP-N-acetylglucosamine transporter UGNT1-like. Bases 1398 to 1964 code for a protein of 188 amino acids. Gene Ontology annotation, cellular component: membrane; endomembrane system. Lineage: Eukaryota; Viridiplantae; Streptophyta; Magnoliopsida; Caryophyllales; Amaranthaceae. The record is from RefSeq and is a predicted model, not a curated record. The transcript has 6 exons.